ACCCGGCCUCGCUGCCUCCUCAGGCAGCCGCCAGUGCUCAACUGCGGCAGCUAAAACUCGAUUUAAUCCCCGGAAAAUAGAUAGAUCGCCUCUGGGCAGCGGCGACCGCGCCGCCGCUUCGCUUCUCGGCUUGCUCGGCUGGGUUUAUCUGUGAAAAUGGUCAAUGCACAGAUGGUGAGUGGGUACUUGGACAAUUCGUUCAAUGCACUCGUGGUUUCUGGUGGCGGUGAGAGUGGUGGACAGACACAGAAUGGUGUCACAGACACCACCUUGUCAGGUUGGAAGGACCUCCCCAUGGAGCUUCUGCUGAGGAUCAUAUCAGUCGCUGGAGAUGACAGGAUGGCCAUUGUAGCCUCCGGUGUUUGCACCGGGUGGCGUGAUGCACUAGGAUGGGGAGCCACUAGUCUCUCCUUCUCGUGGUGCCAGGACCACAUGAAUGAGUUGGUGAUAUCACUCGCCCACAAAUUUACAAAGCUUCAAGUCCUUUCUCUAAGGCAAAUCAAGCCUCAGCUUGAAGACAGUGCAGUGGAGGCUGUAGCAAAUUCUUGUCAUGAUUUGCGCGAGUUGGAUCUGAGCAGAAGCUUCAGGCUUAGCGAUCGGUCCUUGUAUGCUCUGGCACAUGGGUGCCCUCGCCUUACAAGGCUGAACAUCAGUGGAUGUUCCAAUUUCAGUGAUGCUGCUUUGAUCUACCUCACUAGUCAGUGCAAGAACUUGAAAUGCUUGAAUCUAUGCGGGUGUGUGCGGGCAGCAUCCGACAGAGCGUUGCAGGCUAUAGCCUGCAACUGUAGUCAGCUGCAAUCUUUGAACCUUGGUUGGUGCGAUACUGUCACUGACGGGGGAGUCACUAGCUUGGCAUCAGGAUGUCCUGAACUUAGGGCCGUCGACUUGUGUGGCUGCGUUCUUAUAACAGAUGAGAGUGUGGUUGCUCUUGCAAACGGCUGCCCUCACCUGCGUUCCCUGGGGCUGUACUACUGCCAGAACAUCACCGACCGUGCCAUGUACUCGCUGGCAGAGAACAGCCGCAUCAGGAGCAAGGGCAUGAGCUGGGACACGGCUAAGAACAGCCGCGGCCGCGACGACAAGGACGGCCUCGCCAGCCUGAACAUCAGCCAGUGCACCGCGCUGACGCCCCCGGCAGUGCAGGCGGUGUGCGACUCCUUCCCGGCGCUCCACACCUGCCCGGAGAGGCACUCCCUCAUCAUCAGCGGCUGCCUGAGCCUCACCACCGUGCACUGCGCGUGCGCCCACCACCGGCACCGCGCCGGGGCCGGGAGAGCCAUCCUGUCUAACCAUGCCUACUGAGGUCCAUCCAUGUGUGGAUCAUGGCAGGGUCUGAGAUCCCGGUGGGGCUGAGUUUGUAUCGUGUUGUAUCACCGAAUGUGAAGUGGAACCCAAGGGUGCGGUGGAAGUCUGUGUGUCUGUACUUGGACAUUAACAAAAUGAGUUCUCUGGAGAAUAUGUGAGAGCCUUGCUUGUGCAA
Molecule: messenger RNA, 1480 nt
Organism: Triticum dicoccoides
Lineage: Eukaryota; Viridiplantae; Streptophyta; Magnoliopsida; Poales; Poaceae
Product: F-box protein SKP2A-like
Exons: 5
Coding region: 157-1302 (381 amino acids)
Biological process (GO): SCF-dependent proteasomal ubiquitin-dependent protein catabolic process
Cellular component (GO): SCF ubiquitin ligase complex
Source: RefSeq, a predicted model, not a curated record